UGUAUUUAUUUUAUAUAAGGAGGGGAAAGUAAUUAACGACCAGUCCCUUCUUAUUAAUCUCCAUCCUAUCGUCUACGUAUAAACCCAGCUCUUUUUAAAUUAUUAUUACUUGAUGCAUGUAUAUGGAGAAAAGGUGUUCUACAAGUAUGUUAAGAACGAGAUCGGAUCAGCUGCUGGAGAUGAUGGCGGCGGCCUUGAAGUCACCGGACAGCAGCGGAGGAGAGGGGCUACGGAGGAAGGUUUCAUCGCCAGGGCGGAGCACACACAUUAGGAAGUGGAGAAGCGCGCAGAUGAAGCAUGAGUUGGAGGAGCUGAGCAGUGGCGUCGCACUGAGCCGCGCCUCCAGCGCCAGCUUAGCCUUACCCUUUUCCUUCACCGGCUUCACCGUACCACCGCCGGCAGACAAUAUACCUGCAGCUGAUUCUGAGCUGGCGGCAUUCAGCGACGGCGACGAUGACAAUGGUAAAGAUCUUGAAGCAGGAAGAGACAAGAAGAAGAUAAAUGAUGCAGGACCGACCUUACCAAUCUUCCUCAAGUUUAGUGAGAUUAGCUACAAAGUAGUUGUGAAGGGGAAGAGAUGUAAAGGGGAAAAGGAGAUUUUGAAUGGAAUAAGCGGUGGAGUAGAUCCCGGGGAAGUUUUGGCGCUGAUGGGGCCUUCCGGAAGUGGAAAGACUACUCUCCUCACCCUUCUGGGAGGAAGGAAUAAAAGAGGGCCAGCACCCGGCGGUUCCAUUACUUAUAAUGACCAACCAUAUUCCAAGUUACUUAAGAGCAGGAUAGGAUUUGUGAGUCAAGAUGACAUCCUCUUCCCUCACUUAACAGUGCGAGAAACACUGACCUAUGCUGCUCGGCUAAGGCUACCCAAGACACUGAGCAGGGAGGAAAAGGAAAGAAGGGCAAUGGAUGUCAUCUUCGAGCUGGGGUUAGAAAGGUGCCAAGACACCAUGGUUGGGGGCUCCUCCUUUGUUAGAGGAGUCUCCGGCGGAGAAAGAAAACGUGUUUGCAUUGGCAAUGAGAUUAUAUUAAAUCCCUCCCUUCUCUUCCUGGAUGAACCUACAUCUGGUUUGGACUCCACAACUGCUUUAAAGAUCGUUGACAUAUUACAUGAUAUAGCUCAGGCAGGAAAAACAGUGAUUACCACAAUUCAUCAGCCAUCAAGCAGGUUGUUCCUCAAGUUUGACAAGUUGAUUCUUCUUAGCAAAGGAAGCUUGCUUUACUUUGGGAAGGCAUCAUCUGCAAUGGAUUAUUUCUCAUCCAUAGGGUGUGCCCCACUCAUUGCCAUGAAUCCAGCAGAAUUCCUGCUGGACCUUGCUAAUGGAAACGUCAAUGAUGUCUCCAUCCCAUCAGAGCUGAAUGACAAAGUGCAAAUGGGUAAUUACAUGCGUCAAACGCAAAAAAGAAAGCCAUCUCUAUCAGUUAUGCAUGAGUAUCUUGUGGAAUCUUAUGAGACACAUAUAGCUGAAAGUGAAAAGAAGAAACUUCUUGGCCCUCUACCCAUUGAUGAAGAGCUGAAGUCCAAAGUGAGUUGCAUAAAGAGAGAAUGGGGAGCAAGCUGGUGCGAACAAUUUUGCAUAUUGUUUUGGCGAGGACUUAAAGAAAGGAAGCACGACUAUUUUAGCUGGUUAAGAAUCACUCAAGUCAUUGCAACAGCGCUUAUAUUGGGUAUGCUCUGGUGGCAGUCCGGAGGUGAUCAUAAUCCUACUCAAUUACAAGAUCAGGCAGGACUGCUCUUCUUCAUUGCUGUGUUUUGGGGAUUUUUUCCAGUCUUCACAGCAAUAUUCACAUUUCCUCAGGAAAGAGCAAUGCUAAACAAAGAGAGAGCAGCUGAUAUGUACCGAUUAAGUGCAUAUUUCGUGGCCCGGACAACCAGUGAUCUGCCACUUGACCUAUUCCUUCCAUUACUCUUUAUUGUUGUUGUGUAUUUGAUGGCAGGCUUGAAAAGUGAUGCUGCUUCCUUCUUCCUAACAGUGCUUACUGUUUUCCUAUGUAUUGUGGCAGCCCAGGGACUAGGACUAGCUAUUGGGGCCACCCUAAUGGAUCUGAAGAGGGCAACAACUCUUGCUUCAGUUACUGUGAUGACCUUUAUGUUGGCUGGUGGAUAUUUUAUACAGAGGGUACCGAAAUUCAUAGCAUGGCUGCGGUAUCUGUCCUUCAACUAUCACACAUUCAAACUUCUGCUAAAGGUUCAAUAUGGAGGCAUAACAAAUUCAGUGAAUGGGAUCAAAAUAGACAAGGGAUUCAAAGAAGUAAGUGCACUGGCAGCUAUGGUCGUUUGUUAUCGGCUUUUGGCGUACAUAUCUUUGAGAAGAAUGAAGCUUCAUUCUGUUGAUGCUUAGACCAUUCACACUUCUCCAUCUCUUUGGAGACAGAUCAGACAAGUUAACUUUUCCUAUUGCUGUUAUUUAUGAAACAUUCAAGGCCUCACCUCUUUGUCCAGACAACCAAAAUAUUGUAUUUUUUUUAUAGAGGGCCACACAAACAACAAGCUUUUUUAUUCAGGUUACUGUCCGGAUUCAACUAAAUAUAUAGUUUAAUUUCUUUAUCUUA
This is a messenger RNA of Cuscuta epithymum, 2547 nucleotides long. The record is from the annotation of a GenBank genome assembly. Lineage: Eukaryota; Viridiplantae; Streptophyta; Magnoliopsida; Solanales; Convolvulaceae.